Molecule: messenger RNA, 1540 nt
Organism: Anoplopoma fimbria (sablefish)
Lineage: Eukaryota; Metazoa; Chordata; Actinopteri; Perciformes; Anoplopomatidae
Gene: dnase1l4.1
Product: deoxyribonuclease 1 like 4, tandem duplicate 1
Exons: 10
Coding region: 41-1003 (320 amino acids)
Biological process (GO): DNA catabolic process
Cellular component (GO): nucleus
Molecular function (GO): DNA nuclease activity
Source: RefSeq, a predicted model, not a curated record
AAAAAAGGUCAAAGCAAAUUCUCCUCCUCCUGCAGCCACCAUGAAAAUAGCGUCAUUUAACAUCCAGAAGUUUGGAAAAAACAAAGUGUCCGACCCAGAUGUCCUCAGUAUCCUGGUUAAGGUCGUGUCGCGAUAUGACAUCAUUGUGAUCCUGGAGGUGGUGGACAUCAGUGGAGAGUCUGUACAAACCUUCCUGGAUGCACUCAACAAAGCCAACAGGAAGCAUCACUACACCCUGAAGAUCAGCAGUCGCCUCGGCCGAACCCGCUACAAGGAGCAGUUCAUGUUCCUGUACAGGGAUGAUUUGGUUGACCUGGUGGGGUCCUAUCAGUUUGAUGACCAGGGGACCGAAGCAGGAGACGUUUUCGCUAGAGAUCCUUACAUCCUGCGAUUCAGAUGCCUCAAUACAGUGCUGAAGGACCUGGUGAUGAUCCCAGUUCACACCAAACCAGACGACUCGGAGAAGGAGCUGGACGAGCUCUACGACGUCUUCCAGAACGUCAAGAAGAAGUGGAGGACUGAUAACGUGAUGAUCCUGGGCGACUUCAACGCCGACGGCGUGUACGUCUCCAAGAAAGAGAUGAAGGGCAUCCGCAUCCGUAGCGACAAGAACUUCCACUGGCUGAUUGGAGACGAUGUCGACACCACGGCGAGCACCCGAAACGACCACACAUACGACAGGAUCGUAGUUUACGGAGACGACAUGCUCGAUGCUGUCGUUCCAAACUCUGCCAAACCGUUCAACUUCCAGAAGGCGUAUCGACUCAGCGAAGAGCAGGCUCUGAAGGUGAGCGACCAUUACCCCGUGGAAGUGGAGCUGAAGUCCAAGACAAGCAGAGCGGACGAAGACGAUGGUCUUGAACCGCCGCGGCUCGUGGUCGUUGAUGAGGAUCUGAUGGAGCUGAAGAGAGGAAACCUGCUGCUGGAGAGAGAGAAGCUCGGCCUGGAGAUCCAGAUGCUCCGGCUGAAGAUGGCCAACAUGAUCCGCAGAGAUGACCUUUGAAAACACCCAACACAACAAUAAACUCUUACUCUAACCUCGUGACCUACAGAACCACUAGCACCAGAUGUGCCUCACAAAUAUGAACCAUUUCUAGUUAGUGUUUUGACUUUUGACUGAAUCAAACAAUAAAGUUUUAUGUUCAUUUUAUGUUCAUUUGUUACAUACAUUUGGAUUUAUUCUUCUACAAAUUUGAUUCUCAGCACAAACUAAGUGUUACCUGACAGAAUCAAGUCGGUGCCAAACAGAACCAAGUUGUCCGCGGUCAUUUGACUAGUGCAAAAGAAAAUGACGAUUUUUGUCAGUUGUCAUGGUGACCACCAUGUCAGCGGGGAGUGAGGCAUCCAGUGUAUUGGAAAUCCAAAAAUAAGAAGAAGUAUUCUACUCCUGUUUGUGACAGACGAGGUGUGCGUUCCAGUACCAAUACUACCAUGUUAAGUAAUAAAAAAUAAUUGGCAUUUCCCAAUAGUAUGUCUAAUGCAGUAUGUCAUAAACACCAGGAUGUUCUACUGCAUCUGGUAACAUCUUGUGUUAAGCCAG